Messenger RNA from Cladophialophora psammophila CBS 110553, 696 nucleotides. RefSeq lists its product as uncharacterized. The record is from RefSeq and is a predicted model, not a curated record. Lineage: Eukaryota; Fungi; Ascomycota; Eurotiomycetes; Chaetothyriales; Herpotrichiellaceae. Bases 1 to 696 code for a protein of 231 amino acids. The transcript has a single exon. Gene Ontology annotation, cellular component: mitochondrion.
AUGGCUUCUCCGUCGAGGGGUCGGCUAUUACAGCUGAUGCAGGUAUGCUUGAGCCCAGCAACUGACCGCGCCGCAGGCCAACUGCUGGCCAAACUUCACGAUCCCUUCAGGGUGCAUCCUGCUAAUCGGCCUAUCAUUCUACAGCUUCAAUGCUCAAUCUUCUCUACGACCUUCAACCCCAUGCAGCAGCGAUUGGGCAACAAAAUCCUGCGUCAGCGACUAAGAGGCCCUGCGUUGGCCUCGUACUACCCCAGACGAUCGGCCACUGUGGAAGAUGUUCUGAACGAAUUCAAAAAGUUUGAUCUGGAGGGUUUCAACGAAGAGGAAGAUGACAGACUGGAAAAUGUGGCCUUUGCUAAGUUAAGAGGAAAGGGUGCGCCCAAAAAGAAGAAAACGGCAGCAGGUACAGUCGCCCAACUCGCCGGUGGCCUGCACGAAACUAAUGCAUCCUGCAGAGGGUCGCGCCCACAAGAAGAGGAAAUAAUCUUAGCUACACACGGUCUCGGAUUGCUGUAUAUCACCAUUGAGAUACCCACAACAAAUUUGAUACAUGCUCGGUUUGCGACUCUCAUACCCUUGCUAGCGCGGCCACCAGGCCUACUUGCACUCAAUCUCUGGCAGCGAUCCUCAACCUCUAUAUUCGCGCCCAAAAGCUUUGCCCGACUCUUGACAGUCGCAGAUUUUCCCUUUGCAUAA